AUGGCUCGGUUCACCGAUAAAGUUGCUAUUAUUACUGGUUCCUCCAACGGAAUCGGUCAAGCCACUGCCGUUCUUCUGGCUUCUGAAGGCGCCAAGGUUACAAUCACCGGAAGAAACUCUGAUAGACUCGGAGAAACCAAGAAACUUAUUCUCAAUGCUGGUGUUCCUGAGGGAAAUAUCAACGUAGUAAUCGGAGACAUCACUCAAGAAUCCGUUCAAGAAGUUCUCAUCAAGACAACUCUUGAAAAGUUUGGAAAGAUCGAUAUUCUUGUGAACAAUGCUGGCGCAGGAAUCCCGGAUGCUCAAGGAAAAUCUGGAGUCAAUCAAUCGAUUGAUACCUAUCACAAAACUUUUGAGCUCAAUGUGCAAAGUGUCAUCGAGAUGACCCAAAAGGCUCGUCCCCACUUGGCAAAGUCUCAUGGAGAAAUUGUGAACAUCUCUAGUAUUGGAGCGGGUCCAGCUGCACAAGUCGCCAACCCUUACUACUCUAUCGCCAAGGCAGCAUUGGACCAAUACACCCGUACCGCUGCAAUCGACUUGGCUCCAGAAGACAUUCGUGUCAAUUCAGUGAGCCCUGGAGCAGUGGCAACCGGAUUUUCAACUGUCUGCAGAGGACUCGAUGAGCAGAAGUCAAAAGCGAUGUACGACUACCUUGGCUCCCAACGUGAAUGCAUUCCACGUGGAUACUGUGCUGGACCAGAAGAUAUUGCCAAAGUGAUCGCAUUUCUUGCCGAUAGAAACGCGUCGAAUUAUAUCAUCGGACAAACUAUUGUUGCCGAUGGAGGAACUUCUCUCAUCCUCGGAGCACACGCUCAUGGAUCCAGAAUGAUUGAAGCGAUUUUUAAAUAA
Molecule: messenger RNA, 849 nt
Organism: Caenorhabditis remanei
Lineage: Eukaryota; Metazoa; Nematoda; Chromadorea; Rhabditida; Rhabditidae
Exons: 3
Coding region: 1-849 (282 amino acids)
Molecular function (GO): oxidoreductase activity
Source: RefSeq, a predicted model, not a curated record